Messenger RNA from Meleagris gallopavo (turkey), 2224 nucleotides. NCBI's taxonomy places the organism in Eukaryota, Metazoa, Chordata, Aves, Galliformes, Phasianidae. The record is from RefSeq and is a predicted model, not a curated record.
GCCUUAGCUGUGCUCCAGGAGGGCCCAGGUGCUGUGCCCAGGUGGGGGCAAUCAGUGCAGUCAGAAGACCUGACUUGCCCCACCCUGCCCUGCUGCCCUUCCCUUCUGUUCCUCUCCACCACAGGCCAGCCCAGAGCAGGGCUAGUAGGCAGGCUGUUUUCUUUUAAGUGGAAUGUGUCCAUGUGGAACUAAGAGUGAAAGGAUAAUGCAUCUUGAACUGAAUGAGAGUAUUGAAGUCCAGCAAUUAUCAGUGAUUUGAUGACACACAGAACUUGCAAUGCAGGCAAUAAAAACUGUGGAAAAAGAAGUGACUUUUAUAAAGGAAACGCUUUUCACAGAAUCCUUCCUAAAGAAACAGGAAUGCAGCAGAAGCCCAGAGAGCAGGCAGCUCUGUGAGCAGCAGCCAUUGGAAGGAGCUGUCUGCAGCUCGCAGUGCUGUACUGAGCAUGUCCCAGCGGAGCCCAGUGCAAGCAGCACAUUAUGCAAAAAGGCAGCUCUAGCAGAUGGGAGAGAGGCACAGCAAGCAUUUGCUUCACUUGCAUCACCACCGCUUGAAAACAAACCUGGAUUGCUAGAGGGGAUCUUGCCGGCAGGCCAAGGGAGAGAGACCCGGGAGCAUGGCUUGAUUACUGAAGGUGUUGUGUUGCGAAAAAUCAUGGGGAAUCAAGAUGGGAAGCUAAAGAAAAAUGCAGGUGAUGUGCAUGAAGGAGGAGAGGAUGCCUCUGGGCCGAAGGAUACAGAUGGCACAAAGAAGGUAUCGGGAAGCAAAAGGGGACUGGGGAAGCAUGCAAAAGGAAGCGAAUCUGGUAAAAAGAAGGGUAAAUCAGAUUCGAGAGCUUCUGUGUUUUCAAAUUUGAGGAUUAGAAAAAAUCUGUCCAAGGCUAAAGAUGGGAAUAGUAGUUCAAGGGAGGAUGUUUUGGAAAGUCAGGCCUUGCCAGCCGGAGAGCUGGACAGUACUCAUUCGAUCGUUACCAAAACUCCAGAUAUAAGCAUCUCUGCAGAUGAAGGGGGUCUUUCUGAUACAGAUGCUGAACAUUUUGAAAUCAGAAAUGAAACUGUCCCAGUUGCUGCAGAGACACAGGAUGGACAAAGGACCAGCUCUGGCUCUGAUACAGAUAUAUACAGUUUCCAUUCAGCCACAGAGCAAGAGGAUUUGCUUUCUGAUAUCCAGCAAGCUAUUAGACUGCAGCAGCAGCAGCAGGGGGCAAUUAACAUUGGAACGGAGGACCUUGUCACCAAAACAAUGGGCCGACACAUGGCUAAUUCGCAAGCAGCCCCUUUGGAUUUUGAACGGUUUCUUUCAGUAACCGCCACUGACAAAGACAGUAGCCCUGACGCUGUGGAGGCUUUUCCAGCAGUAUCUGAAAUUGUAGAAGACGUUCCUGUUUCCUGUGCAACUGAACGUGAACUGAAAGAAGCAGUAAAUGGAACAGGCUCUCCUGGUAACGGUUUAUUUGAACCACAGGAACGUAAGCAAUUGCCUGAGGAACAGCUCACUGCUGGAGUGGAUGCUGUAGCUUGUGAGCUAGAGGGUGAUUUAAAUAGAACAUUGAUAGAAAAUGGGUCUGAGGCAUGCAGCUCCACAACACAUCCUCCAACCUCAGCAGCAGAUUCUGAGGCUAAAACUGCUGAAGUGCAGGCUGUUGAUUUCCAAGGCUCAGUAACAGAGGUUAGUGCGUCAGAUGCAGGCCAAGAUUAUGCUGCUGAGACUCAGGAAGGGAAACACAUUCCACCAGCCAGUCAAGAGGACUUGCAUAAUGGUUUAUCUAUGGAAAUGAAAAAUGGCACUUUAUCCUCUGAAGGAGCAGCCGGAAGUCCGAUGUUUGGCUCCCGAUGCUUUAAGCCCUAUCUAAUUAAUCCUUGUUACAUCAAAACCACAACUAGGCAACUGAGUUCUCCCAACCAUUCACCUUCUCCCUCCCCAUCUCAGAGCCCGCUUUUUACAAGGAGGCAAGAGUCCUCCCACAAAAAAGAAAAAGUUCCUAUUAAGAAGCAGAGGUCUGCUAGUUUGGCUGGUUUAUUUAGCCGUUCAGCAGACUGGACAGAAGAAGUAUCUAAUCACAGAAGCGAGAUAAGGCAGAAGGUGGGCUCUGCAGGCUACUUGGAGCAUAAGGGAUUUAGUGAGAAAUUUCAAACAGAAAGAGUGCCUUUGACUCAUUCAAGAAAGUCCUCAGGGGUGCAGGCUUCUACAGAGGCAUUUCCCAAUGUCUUUUCAGGUGAGUGA